UGUAGCAGUGCUGCAGUGCUGACUCUCUAUGAAAUAGUUGGUGACUUUAUGAGCAAUGGAGGAGAUCUAUGUCAAUGUUGAACAUGACAAACCCGUCAACUCAAGACCCUCAGCAAAUCAGACAGGUCCCAUGAGCUCUGAGAGGAGAUUUCAUGGAUCUGUUGUUCUCUGUUUGGGUCUGUUCACUGUUCUGCUGCUGGUUGGACUCAUCACCCUCAGUGUCUUCUACCAUGACUCAUCUGCAGAACUCUCCACCAUCAAUGACAAGCUGUCCUCUGUGUCUGAAGAGAAAGACCUGCUGAAUUCCAGCCUCACUGAAAUGACUAAAGAGGUGGACAGGCUUCAGAGAUUGUCCAAACAGAAGAAAACUUGUCCUGCAGAUUGGAGGAUGUUCCGUUGUACCUGUUAUUUCUUCUCCACGACAUCUGCUUCUUGGGAAACAGGCAGACAAGACUGCAGAGACAGAGGAGGGGAUCUUGUGAUCAUAGACAGUUCUGAAGAACAGGAAUUCCUCACUAAAAACAUCACGAAGGAAACCUGGAUUGGUCUGACUGACAGAGACAAUGAGGGCACCUGGAAAUGGAUUGAUAAAACUCCACUGACUCUGGCGUACUGGGCGAGAGGUCAGCCUGACAACGGUGGUGGAGACCCACAGUGGGGUGAAGAGGACUGUGCACAUUUCACAGUUAACGGAGAAACUGAAGCAAACUGGAAUGAUCGGCUGUGUGAUGUGUCUUUCCAAUGGAUCUGUGAAAAAAUGGCUUGAGUUUUGAAAUUAUACAUUUAUAAAUACUUUUACAAUGCUUUAAUAGUGUUAUUGUAUGUGUUAGAGAGAUAAACUACAUGUAAAGGGUUAGUUCUUCAAACAGGGAAAAUGAAUGCAGGAAACUGGGAUUUGUAGAAUGUAUUUGUGUACAGGUGUACAGCCUGUGCUGAUGACUACAAUGAAACAAAGUAAAAUAAUGUUCCCCAGCGUUGCGAUUAUAUUACAUUGAAUAUAUAGUAUAUAGGUAUUAAUAAAUAAAAUUGACUCAAUACUUUC
Molecule: messenger RNA, 1042 nt
Organism: Dicentrarchus labrax (European seabass)
Lineage: Eukaryota; Metazoa; Chordata; Actinopteri; Moronidae
Product: CD209 antigen-like protein E
Exons: 6
Coding region: 56-766 (236 amino acids)
Source: RefSeq, a predicted model, not a curated record